Messenger RNA from Triticum dicoccoides, 3761 nucleotides. RefSeq names its product disease resistance protein RGA2-like. Gene Ontology annotation, biological process: defense response to other organism. Bases 155 to 3532 code for a protein of 1125 amino acids. The transcript has 4 exons. Gene Ontology annotation, molecular function: ADP binding. Lineage: Eukaryota; Viridiplantae; Streptophyta; Magnoliopsida; Poales; Poaceae. The record is from RefSeq and is a predicted model, not a curated record.
CCCCAGCUCCGGCGCGAGCGCCUAAACACCAGCCAGGCCCUCUCCGCCGGCGUGCCCUCCACCACGGCCGGAUGGCGACGCCCGACGUCGGCUUCUGAGGAGCUACAUCAACAACAACAAGCUAGCACAAAUCAAAGACCCUCCCAACAAAUCCAUGGCCGCCGGUGGAUUGAAAUGGGAUGUUGCUGCGGUCAUAACCGUGGUCGGCUGGUUUGUGACGCCCAUCAUCACCUUGCUCCUGGCCAAGAUCAUUGCCUUCCUCGGUUUCGACGACAACUACGUGUUGCACAAGCUCAUGGAUCUGGAGAUCCGUAUCAUCCCGGAGCUGCAGCGGACGCUGCAUGCCGUAGAUCAGAAGAGGAUGAUGCAGAGGGAAGAUGUAUCCGACGAGUCCAAGUCCAUCCUCCACAAGAUGGCCACACGUCUGAGGCACGCUUGGGAGGAGGUAGACGACAUCUUCGAUGACAAGCGGGAGAUCGAUCUCUACCGCAACAGGUUCCCACAAUGCCUCUACCCCAUUGUGGCCGCCCGCGUUGCUGCCUUCAAAAGCAGCCGCGAGUGGACUGGAUCGGCCUGGCCAUUACAGUGGGCAGCAUGGAAGAUCUACUUGCGUUGGUUAGAGCAUGCACUUCAGGCGACUGCCACUGCUAUGUCCACCUGCAUUGCUCGCUUGAACAUGAGCUGCAUGUGGAUUGGGCGCUUCAACAUGGUCCCGGCCGGACCAGCUCCGCUGUUGCAGUGGGUGUUGAAGAUCUUGUCGCGUGGGCAAAAGGAUAUACUUCCGGUGACUGUUGUGCACCCCCACCAGACCAAUGCUGCCGCCUCAAAUGAAUCAGCUCUGGAGGUUCCAGUGACCAUCUCAGAUAAGUUAUCAGUCCCGUUGACUGCAGCCUCAAAUUCCUCGGGGCGCUCGCUCUCUUGCUGGUGGAGGAGCUCGUUGGGACUCUUGAAGAAAUGUUGUAGAUCCAUCUUCUACUGGUUAGUUCAUGCCAUUGAGAUUGCACGCUUUUACAGAGACUGGUCCUAUUGCAUAGUUGGCAUCACAAGUCACCAGGAUAAUGCCACUGCGUUUGAUUUUGUCCUUUCUGCCAUCUCAAGACGGAACUUGACGAAAAGAAUAGAGGAUAUUGAAGGAAUCGUCAGUCAACUGAAGAAUUCACCACUCUUGCAUGAAGAAAGCAAGAGCACACUGGUUGAGAUGGCCAACAAGUAUAGGAUCCCUGCUAGAGCUUCUAGAAGUCGGAAGGUAUUUGGUCUAGAAACUUUGCGUGACGAUAUCAUGACAAAGCUCCGUGAGGCACCAAUCUCGGCUAGUAGUCUAUGUUACUCUGUGAUUGGCAUAUAUGGUGUUGCGGGGUCUGGAAAGUCUACCUUUGCAAGUUAUAUUAAAGAUUACAUAAAGAAGGAAUGCAAGAAGAAACUUUUUGACACCAUCAUGUGCAUUCAUGUGUCUGAAACAUCUAGUGUGGAUGUUAUAUUUCAAGAAAUGCUGGAAGAUGUUACCAAAGAUAGUACCAAAGAUUCAUUUGCAAAAAAAAAGAAAAGAAGAAAAUGUACCAAAGUGUCUCCCAAUAUUUCUGAUCAUGGGGGUCUAAAAGCAAAGCUGAAGAAAGCAUUAUCCGGCAAACGUUACUUCUUGAUAUUGGAUGAUGUCUGGGUGAAGAACACGAACAACCCACAACUAAGGGAACUAAAAUCUGUACUCGAUGUUGGGAUGAAAGGAAGCAAAAUCUUGGUGACAGCUCGAACAAAACUUGCAGCUGGAGCUCUGUCGGCUGAUGUGCUGAUUGAAAUGCCUGAUUUGGAUGAGGAUGAAUACUUCAACAUGUUUAUGCAUUAUGCACUGGGUGGUAGAGAUGUGCCUAAUAAAGAAGAAUUUUCACGAGUUGGGAGGGUGAUUGCACAAAAGCUACACCAAUCACCUAUUGCAGCAGUCGCAGUAGCCGGGCGACUUGGGGCAAGCGAAGGUAUCAAUUUUUGGAAAAAUACUGCAAACCAAGGCAAGUUGAAUAACACUAUGGAUGCUCUUUGGUGGAGCUAUCAGCCUCUUAAUCCGGACAUCAAGCGAUGCUUUGAAUUCUGCAAUAUUUUCCCCCGGAGAACCAAGUUGCAUAAGAACAAUUUAGUUCGCUUAUGGAUUGCACAAGGCUUUAUAAAGACCAGUUCUGAAACAGAGGAUAUGGAAAAUGUCGCUGAGCGCUACAUUCAAGAGUUAGUGUCAUGCUCAUUUAUGCAACCGGAAGGAGUUUGUUCAAGUUCUGGCACUGAGCUCUUUAGAAUUCAUGAUCUUUUGCAUGAUUUAUUGGAAAAUGUGGCUGGAAGUGAUUACUUCAGAGUUGAGAAUGAAAGGAGCCAGAUGGGAGAAGGUUGGAAAGGAUCCAUCCCUCAAGAUGUCUGCCAUCUUGUAGUUCAAAAUUAUGAUGAAGAAUUGAUUACCAAGAAGAUCCUUGGGUUGAAAUAUUUACGCACUCUCAUUAUUUAUGAUGUUGGAAAGGAUAUACAAGUUGAGGAAAAAGUUAUUGAGAAAAUUUGCAUGAGGCUGCCAAAGUUGCGGGUACUGAAUGUUUCUUACAGAGCUGGUAGAACCGGGGAACCCAAUAAGUUCUUCUUCCCAGAGUCUAUUUGUAUGUUAAAGCAUCUACGCCAUCUUGCUUUCCGGACAGAGGGUCCAUGUACGGUUGUUUUUCCAGCCGCACUAACUAAACUUCACCAUCUCCGGCUGCUAAAUCUUGGUGCCAGUGAAAAAGUGGAGUUUACCUCUCUUGAUCUUCUCAACCUGCAGCACAUAAUCUGGAAGUGCAUGAACUUUCCUAACGUAGGCAAGCUGACCUCACUGCAAACAUUGUCAUACUUCAUAGUAAGGAAUGAAAACGGUUAUGAGGUAAAUCAGCUAAGGGACCUGAACAAGCUUCGCGGCAAAUUGAAGAUCAGUGGGCUUGAGAAUGUUAAAAGCAAGGAGGAAGCUCUUGAAGCCAAUCUAACUGCCAAGGAAGGGAUCGCGACACUGGUACUGGAAUGGGAUGGUGAUGACACAAGGUGCAGCCCCGAAGUCCAAGCAGAAGUACUUGAGGGCCUGUGUCCUCCCACUGGGCUUGAAACACUAGAAAUUGGUGGUUACAAUGGUUCGAGGUACCCAUAUUGGAUGGUGCGUAAGGAGAACGGUGGCCCCAAUAACCUGCAAAGACUUGAAUUAUCUGGAUGGAAACAACCGGGACCUGGUCCGGAGCUCGUGGCUUUCAUUCAUCUUCGUGUGCUAUGGCUUACCAGCUUCAGCUGGGACACCUUACCAGGCAACUUGGAGCACCUCAUAUCGCUCAAAGAACUUUUUAUUUAUUUCUGUCGUCGUUACAGCAAUGUCCAGUGGCUUCCAACACUGCCCCAGUCUAUUGAGGAGUUUCAUCUUAGGUCCUGCAAUCAUGAGUUGAUAAAGUCCUGUCAAACAGUGGGACAUCCAAACUGGCAAAAGAUUGAGCACAUCCCUAGAAAAACAUUUAAUGGCUGGCUCAAGAAGGCAGUCUACGACGAUGUCUGAUGGUCUUGCAUCAAUUAAGCGCGGCACCAUAAGACAAUUGGUUCAAAAGCUCCGCUGCUUUUGCGUUAGAUUUCGUUAUUUCUGCUACUUUGCUUGCUGUGGUUUCUUAGUAGAACGGAUUAUUUGAGUGCCUAAACCUGUUUUGUAAUAAUGUUGGCAGUGGCUGUCGACUUUGAUUACUGGUAUUUAUUCAGUGUGCUAUGUAAUGGAUAAUGUGCUAUGUUGCUUA